This is a messenger RNA of Leptinotarsa decemlineata (Colorado potato beetle), 3640 nucleotides long. RefSeq names its product type I BMP receptor saxophone (gene sax). Gene Ontology annotation, biological process: cellular response to growth factor stimulus; protein phosphorylation; cell surface receptor protein serine/threonine kinase signaling pathway. NCBI's taxonomy places the organism in Eukaryota, Metazoa, Arthropoda, Insecta, Coleoptera, Chrysomelidae. Gene Ontology annotation, cellular component: plasma membrane; BMP receptor complex. The record is from RefSeq and is a predicted model, not a curated record. Gene Ontology annotation, molecular function: transmembrane receptor protein serine/threonine kinase activity; ATP binding.
CAAUGUCAACAUGUCAACAAUGUCAACCUCUGUCAUGGCUACCUCAGGAAUGUCUAAAUGUUUGUUUAUAAUAUUACUAUUUCAUUCUAUAAAAGGAGAGGUCUGGAAACAACCACAGCUGAGAGAGGAUUCAGAUGAUGAUUAUGAUUCAUUCAAUCCACUCGAUCCAGGGGAACCUCCUCCUGACUUACUCGUCCAACAAGGUUACUCGAACUCCAUACACUCUACACAACUCAAACGUUACAAGUGCCACUCUUGUGAGCCACCUGACUGUUCUAAUCUCUCUGUGUGUACUAACGCGUUUCAGUGUUGGAAAUCCAGAGUACGAGAAAGCUCGGGAGAAGAAAGUGUAACAAGAGGAUGUACUAUAAGUCAAGAACAACUUCCGUUGUACUGUAGGACUCCUGCAGUAACUAUCCAACACAAGCGGCAGGCCAGCGGACAGUUUCAGAUCGACUGCUGCAUAGGGGAUUUUUGUAAUGACGGCCCGUUUCCCGAACUGCCUCCAUUGUAUCAGGAAGCUUCAGGUCCUUAUUCUGAUUCUUUAAUAUAUGGUUUGAAAAUUUUUGCAGCCAUUCUUGGUCCGUUAGCGGUGUUUGGUGCAAUUGGAGUUAUAGCUUUGUAUUUUCUAAGGAGGUACUACAGAAAUAGGUUAUGCAAUGAUCAUCGGAUGGACCCUGAUACGUACUUUGCUUCUGAUGAUUUGCUCAGGGCAACUGCAGCUGGGGAUAGUACUCUGAGAGAGUACCUGGAACAUUCAAUGACAUCUGGUAGCGGUUCUGGAUUGCCACUUCUAAUCCAGAGAACUUUAGCCAAACAAAUAUCAUUAGUAGAAUGUAUUGGCAAAGGCAGAUAUGGAGAAGUAUGGAGAGGUAUUUGGCAUGGGGAAAGCAUUGCUGUAAAGAUAUUUUUCUCUAGAGAUGAGGCCAGUUGGACAAGAGAAACUGAAAUAUACAGCACUAUUUUACUUCGACAUGAGAAUAUUUUAGGAUAUAUCGGAUCUGAUAUGACUUCAAGAAACUCCUGUACUCAGCUUUGGCUGAUUACACACUAUCACUCAUUAGGUAGUCUGUACGAUUACCUAAAUUACACUUCUUUGUCUCAUCAGCAAUUAAUGAGACUGUGUCUGACACUAGCCAAUGGUUUAGUUCAUUUGCACACAGAAAUAUUUGGAACACAGGGAAAACCGGCAAUAGCUCAUAGAGACAUCAAAAGUAAAAAUAUCUUAGUGAAGAGUAAUGGUACUUGUUGUAUAGCAGACUUUGGACUGGCGGUUACCCAUUUUCAGUCUAAUGAUUAUUUAGAUAUAGGAUCCAAUCCCAGGGUGGGAACAAAACGUUAUAUGAGUCCUGAAGUUCUUGACGAGUCUUGCUCUCUGGAAUGGGGAAGCUAAUGAGAGAAUGCUGGCAUCAAAAUUCCAAUGUUCGUCUUCCUGCCCUUCGAAUAAAGAAAACUCUUCUCAAAUUAGCCUCUACAGACACAAUCAUAAAUUUGGACGAUAUGGAAAUAUGUGUGUAAGACUCUGUUGAAGAUAAUAUAUCAAGAAUCAGACUGGAAGAGAAUGUGAGUUGGUAGUGGCCUAUCGAAUUAACUUUACGUUUCGUGUUUUUAAUUUUUAUUUGAAAAUUUUAUCUUGACGGGCACAUCUAGAUCGAAAUCUUGCCUAAUUGCAGCUUCAUGUAAGUUAUACAUCGAAGAAUCUAUGGGGAUAAUUGUAAAACCUAUGAUGUAUUCCAGAUGAUAACUCCGAAAACUAACGUCAAGAAUGAUUUAGUAUUUGUGUCCUUCAUAAAAAUGCACUUCUUUCCUCAAAGUUAUAAUGCUUCACAGGUUUUCAUCUUAUCAAAUCUUCUCAAUAUGAAUUGGAUGAAAAUUACGGUGAUUCAAUAAAAAUUUAAAUAAUUCCAAAAAAUACAUGUUUAUAGAAGGAAUGAAAUACAAUAACUAUUAUGAUUCAAUAUGAAUAAAAAAAUAAUAAGUUAAUUAAUACUAAGUAGAACCAGGUGAAAUUCAAAGGUUUUUGUGUUCAUGGAAUUAACCAUUAUCUUCAACAGAUAAAAAAUACUUUGUAACAGUUUUCUUGAAUUUAAUAGCAGAAUUGAUGUUCUUCAUGUAUUCGGGCAAAUUAUUGUAAAUUGUUAUUCCAUAAUGAAUUUUAACCAACUCUACUAUGUAUUUGGAUAGUUUUUAAAAGUUUUGAUUCUCUUGUUGAGUGUUCAUGACAAUCAGGAUUGACUAUAACGUCUGUAUUUAUGUCUUGUCAAAUACUUAUUUUUGUUUUGAACAAUGUAUCAACGUCCAGUAAGUUUCUGGGUUUGAAUAAUUUAGUUUUUGGUUCUAGGAAUGGCAAGCAAGUUAUAUUUUAAAUAUUUUCAUGACUUUGCGUUUCUCUUCAGAACUGAGAAUUAUUCUUAGACUUUAAUUUUGAUUAGGUUGUACUCAGUUGAUGAACCGCGUAUUUAGGAAAAUAUUUUAAUGUUUUGGUGUGUGAUUUUCUUGAGAUUAAUUCGACAAGACUAUACUACAAUGGAAAAAUAGUUAGGUAUUUGGUAUACUAGGAAGACCAUUUCAGAAACUGACCAAUUUAAAAGGAAUUCCUAGUUGCCAGAACAGUUAAUAUAUAGUGACAGAUUUCAGAAUAUUGGGUCCAGUGGAAUUUUGAAAAAUGAUUUUUCUUUUUAAUUUCAUAUAUUGUCUCAGUUGAAUUUUUGUUGAAGAAGAAUUUUAUUUUGAAAUAGUUGAAAGAGAUUGUCUGUAUGUGACAACUAAUGGAAGACUGGGCACAUGUUUUUUUGUGUCAAAUGCUGAUUUUUUGAAUUAUUUCUGUAUAGUAUUAGUGAUACAAUUGUCAACCAUAGUGAACAUAUCCAGGGCAUACUCAGGACUUUGAUUUGGGAUGGGGACUGACUUACAACAUUUCAACAAUGCAACUUAGGUAGCUAUGUACAAAAUUGAAAUUAUUUCAAUAUCACAAUUCUAAUGUAUACAUUUUUCCUUCAUAUCUAGUAUUUAGAACCCAUUAAUCAAAAAAUACAAAAAACUCUAUAUGCUAGAUUUUUUAAAUGCUCAAUAAUUGUUAAAAAUAUGUUAGAACACAUUUUCCUAACACUCAGUUAUUUUUUAAUAUUUGUAUCACUUGCAUAGUAAUUUAAUUAAUUCUCAAAUGUCUUUUCAUACUGUCUUUAUGAUGAUAUCAGUGACUAAUAGUGAAGAGAUAUUUUUACAGAACAUUCAUUAUUUUAUUCAAGAUACAAUUUCUCAUUGAAAGGCUCUGUGUAAACAUAUGGGGUUGUGUAGGUAAAUACCUAGCGGUUCGAAAGUUAUAACGAAAAUAGAUUUGAAAUAUAUAUUAUUUUCAAAAUUGAACUUCUCCAUCAAAAACUUUCAAAACAAAAUUUCAGACUGAAAUAAAUUCUAGACAAAUUGAUAGAUCUUCUGGUCAUCCUCUCAGGAAUAUGAAAAGACCGUUUUUUUAUGACAGGUUGUUCAGGAGACUAAUCUUGAGAACAUGACUGUUAUUGAACUUGAAAAAAAACAUAAAAAUUAUUGAAAACUUGGAAAGGGGUAGGGCAACAUAUUUGUAAAAAAAAUUAAUACCAAGUUCAAACUCUGAAUUCAACAAAAUAUCGAGUUAAAGUUG